AUGCCGAAAGGGUUAAACGAUGAUCUGGAAGAAGGCGAAAUAUGUGACGAUGAUGAGGAAUUUAAUAUUAAUAAAUCUAAUGUUACCGAAUAUUCGGAUGUAGCAAUCAAUAAAAGAAUGAAUUUGACGACAAAGUGCUUCCAGUCCUUACAUCAUGCCAAUAGUGAAUCACUGCAUUCAGACAGUUUGGAAAUUCCUAAUCAAUUAGCUAUAUUUCCUGAAAUAAAUGACGAUAAUCUAGAAAAUAAAUCGGAAGACUUCCAUAAUUAUGAAAUGGAUGAAGAAGAUGAUAAGAAAUGUUUUCUGGAUCAGAGGGUGAUCGAUGAUGAUCAGUUGGAUGACGAAUUAAAGGUUUCAAAUUUUCAAGAUGAAUUGGUGGAGUAUCAAUCCAAUGUAGACGACGAAUCAGAUGAUGAUGAUAAUGAUAAUAGUGGAUUUUCCGACGAAAUUGUGUGCAGUGAUGGAAUUAUUACAGCAAAUGAAUUUCACCAAAAGAUGACAGCAUUAACUAUGGGUACAGAACACAUAACAAAUAAAAGUACAAUGGUACAUAAAGACGAAAUGCAAGAAGAUUUAGUGGAAGAGGUACCAGUUGACGAUAGCUGGAUUUUCCAAUCAUUAGAUGAACCGUCAAGGAUAGUUAUGCAGGGUAAUGAGGCCAUGGACUUAUGUAUGCCAUCAGAAUCGGAGGGGAAUUUAAAAGAGCAACUAGCAGGAAUGGAUCUUUCCAAAUUCGAAGUUAUGAUUGAUGUAACAGUAUCUGGAUGUCUAAAUUGUGGUGAGACCGAAGCAAGGAAUGUUGUCAGGGAUGAAAACCAGAUGUUCCAUGAGGGAUCAAAUAGUCAGACAAAACAGAUCACUGAAUUAGAAAAAAAAUUUGCCGAAGAGAAGGAAAUUUAUGUGCGCAAUAUGUAUUCUCUGCUGGUAACAGCGCGUGCACAAAUUGCAACUCUCAAAAAGGAAAAUAAGAAGCUUGAAAUGAAAUUGCAAGGAAACUGCAUAAUGAACUGUCCGAAGUGCAAACAUCAGAUAUGCUUAAGAAAUAAUUCACUGAAACCAAAAUAUAUCAAAGUAUUGAAAGGACGUUAUGCAAUCGAAAUGUUAUUCGAUAAUUUGGAAAAAAUGGAAGAAUGGCUUGCAGCGAAUUAUCUAGACAUUAAUCCGGAUGGAUUACCGGUAGUAUUGGAGUUACCACAGAAGCCAACACUUACUUCAACAAACAGCCUUCUUGCCCCCAAAACAAACUUAAUUCAUGAUAUUCAGCGAAACUCGGAUAAAAUCACUCUAACCCAUCUACAACAAGAGAGACGAAACAGGCAACCAGCAGAAGUUGCCAACAAUUUCAAUGAAUAUUCUAUGAAGCGAUAUAAGAAAUUAAAUCAUGUGACUCGAGGUAAAGAGACGCAAGAGACUUCCAAUGCGAGCAUUGUUUCGAGUUUUUGUGCUAAAUCAGAAAAGAGAUCACAUGAUAGAAAACGAUCAGAAUCGCAUAAAUGCAAAGAGCAACAGUGUCAUCGUGUCUUGACGACACAUAUAUCACCAGAUAAAUUAUCUGAUCAUGAUCAGCGAUCACAUUUCAGCUCUUCUAGAUCAAGCAGUUCCCACAAGUCACGUCGGAACACGAAAUUAAACCCUACUAAAUGCAUGAUGUCGAUGUCAAAUCGUAAAGUGACAGAUCAGGAAGAUCAGCAUAUAGUAAUAGACGGUUUUAGAAAUCGAUUCGAAUACCGAAGUCCUUCUGCAGAGUGUCGUAGAAGACCAGUCAGAUCACCAGUACGUAACAGACGGACUGAAGAAAGUUCUCAUCAAAAUUAUCAGAAUCGUUCAAUGCCGGAUCGAAUAAAAAGAAACCUCGAAUAA
This is a messenger RNA of Acanthocheilonema viteae, 1860 nucleotides long. NCBI's taxonomy places the organism in Eukaryota, Metazoa, Nematoda, Chromadorea, Rhabditida, Onchocercidae. The record is from the annotation of a GenBank genome assembly.